GAUGAACCUGUCGAGACAGAUGAGAAGGUGUCUGUCUGAUUGAGGCUGUGUCCUCACUAAGACUUCUUUUAAAAGUUAAAGUCUGUCCAGCAUUAACUGACAGACUGAAUCUGUUUUACAUCCUAAAAGGCCUAAAUGCAUAAAAGCCAAUACUAAAAUCAAGAUGUUCCUUCAAAUUCACAAAAACCCCCCACAAAAUUUAGGAAAAUUUCAGCUUUUGUAAAUGGACCCUUGAAUUUUUAUCAUAAUUUAUUAUUGGCUUAAAUAAAAAAAAACAAAACAAGAAACUGUUGUAACAUUAACUCCAACCUGUGUCUCCUGUGUCUGGGUCUGCUGAUUCCUCAGUGUAUCACAUGUUAGUUUGUCACUUCACUGCCCCUGAUUUGAUUGGAGCGUUCGUAUCAGAGCGCUCUGGCGCCCCCAGUGGUCCAUCUUCAUUAGACGUGUGAUGUGUGAGCGGCAGUUCACUGUGCGGCUCACCAGCCGGAGAGAGAGGAGAGCUCACCUCCAGCUCUGCUGCUCCUGCACUACAUGAUGGACACCAAACCGGAUGCUGUGUCUGAUCCGAGUGACGAGUUCACCGUCAUCUGACCGUCGGCUUCUCUGGGCCUCACAGAGCUCUCCAUGAGACAUGGUGCUGCCUGAGAAAAAUUCCACGCCGUCUGCUCCUGAGAAGGUCCCCACACAGCAGGCUCUGCGGCACCAGAGCCUGCCCUCCCCAGCCCUGUGCUGUGCCUGCGGUCUGUGCAUCAUGCUGGCUGGUAUCAACAUCACCCUAGUGGGAGCUUUCGCCUUUGGCACCUUCAUCCCUACUGGCAACCCUCCCAUCAUCAUCGGGCCUCUUCUCUUACUGAUAGCCUUGGCCUUCUUCACAGCCUGCUGUGUGGUCAGCAGGAGACCCGUGGCCCACAUGGCCCGCAAGGCUAAAGGAGGUGAGAAGUGGGGGCUGAUGCAUAUGGGGACGGCUGUGUGUGAGAUGGAGGCGAGCGAGCACACGUUGCAGGACACUACGGCUGUCCAGCUCAGUCCCACCAACUCCCCCACCACCUCUCACAAGUCCAGCUCCAGCCAGGGAGCCUCCGCUCCAACUACAGGAUGUCAGGAUGGAGCAGGUGAGCUGCACAUAUCAGAGAUGUCUGAUAUGAGUGUCACCAGAGGUGACCCCACCUUGACCUCUGACUUCAAGGAGACUGGUCAGAGCAUUUCCUCUACAUAGCAUGGACUUUGUUCUCCAGCCUGGCUGUUUUAGCGUUUGUUUUGCUGUUUGCCAAAUGGAAAUGUGUUGUGCUGAUUUGGUGUGUUAUGUUGCUGAGUGUUUAUUGCUCAGUCUGUGGAUGUACAUUACUUUGCCAGAAUAGAAAUAGGAACCAAGGGAGUGAACAAAAGCUGAAUGAAUUUAAUUUAUGUACGUAAAAUAAACAAGCAAGAGUUUGCUGAUGCCAUCUCUCUGACCUGUAUAUCAACCUUGUAACCUUUUUUAUCAGUUGCUUCUCCUAUCGUUACUAUGAGUUUAAGAGCCACUACCGUAAACCAAGUUUGUUUACUUUUUGUAUAAAACACACAGUUAAGGCAGAUGUUCGUGUCCCUUGGAUUGACUGUGAUUAUCUCUUGUCAUUAUGAGUGUGUUCAGCCAAGCUUCUCUGAGUCGUGAAAGCUGUUUUAUAGACAUUUUAUCAGAAUUUACUUUUUUUUUUUUUGUUUUUUAAUGUUUGGAUCAGCUGUUGUGAGCGAGUCAAGAUCUGUGUCAAGUUGGAUAUUCAGGAACAAAUUCAUGAACGCUAUGGCUUUGUUGUAGUGCCAUUAUUGUUAUGUUACCAC
This is a messenger RNA of Scatophagus argus, 1818 nucleotides long. Its product is annotated as transmembrane protein 275-like. The coding region runs from base 632 to 1216 and encodes 194 amino acids. The record is from RefSeq and is a predicted model, not a curated record. The transcript has 2 exons. Lineage: Eukaryota; Metazoa; Chordata; Actinopteri; Scatophagidae.